AGGAACAUCGUGUGGGUCUACAUUGUCUGGGUUGGGUCACACCCUAGCCCUGAAGCGUUCUAGUCUUUCGAUACAAGGAAUCGAAUAUCCUCUCGAUAGUCCUGCGCCACGGGAUAUUAAUGCUUCGAAACAUAUAUGUAGAGUCGUUUAUACUAGGCCAUUUGAGUUCUUCCUUAGCCCACUGCUUGACUGGGGGUCGCUUGAGCACAUAGCAUCUCCAUCCAAGGCAACACUUCGCUCACCGUGUUCAUCUUGAGGAUCCCUCGUUGCUGACUUCCUGGUGUUCCCUUCCCCUACAAUAUUCCUCUCGAUGGCGAUGACGGCGCUCCAGUGAGUCACACGCGUUCAAAUAUGAUCAACGGUGUCAGACGUGUGGACAUUAGAAUCACUCUUUGCAUUGUGAGGCUCAUUUGUGUCUUCGGUGUAGCGGCACCGCUGUGGGCCACAAUAACAUGUGGUAAGUUCCAUGACCAGGAUCACACAUUUCCACAAUCAGCACGGCGUAGAACCGCGAAAACUAAUGAGCCAUUCAGUACCGUCCCAAGUCCGUCAAGGGGGUAUAGCGCGCUGCGGUCUUCCUGCAUAUUUAUAGGGGUAUUAUGUAUACAUCAAAAAUGGUCUCCAUAAACUUCCCACUGCGCC
This is a messenger RNA of Cantharellus anzutake, 642 nucleotides long. RefSeq lists its product as uncharacterized. The record is from RefSeq and is a predicted model, not a curated record. The transcript has a single exon. The coding region runs from base 352 to 627 and encodes 91 amino acids. Lineage: Eukaryota; Fungi; Basidiomycota; Agaricomycetes; Cantharellales; Hydnaceae.